GGCGGGUUAAAAACUCCUCAAAACAAGACAAAACCUGCAGAUUAGUGUUCAGUGAGACUCAAACUGCAGAUCAAACUCCUGCAAGAUCAACAUUUAUCUCAAUGUCUGACAUUAGAACGAUGAAGCUGCUGCUGUGUGUGUUGAUCAUUUUCUCCAGCCAACUCUUCACAUCUCAGGCACAAGAGUGUGAGGUGGUGAAUUCUGCUCUCCAGCAGAUGAUGAAGACUCUCUCUGCGCACGAGAUGAGUCUGAGGAGCCUCCAGAAAACACUGAAGCAGAUGCAGAGCACCAGAACACACAGCACAGGGUCAGCCUGUCCUCCGCCCCCACCGCUGAUGAACGGGCGUAUGCUGGGUCGAAUCUUCAGGAUGGGUCAUGAGAUCCACUACCUAUGUGACCCAGGGUUCCAGCGGAUGGGGCCCGAGAGCAGAGUGUGUCUGCAGUCUCUGAGCUGGAGCGACACGCAGCCGUCCUGCCAGAGGCGAAUAUCUCCUGUCCUCUCAGCUGGAGACACUGAGGGAAGCGCGAUGAAUGAUGAUGACGAACCCACCGCUGAACCUCCGUCAUCUUCAUCAUCAUCAUCAGUCUACACCAGGACGUCUCGCUGUGUGGAGUUUCUGGACUCCAUCCACUGCUCCUGUGAUGCAGGAUUCAGCAUCUCCAGCUCCAACACCUCACUCUGCAUGGACAUAGACGAGUGUGAGCUGUUCCGACACACUCCACCUGGCCGUGUGUGUGCGCACACCUGUGUGAAUACAGCUGGAAGCUUCUACUGCCGCUGUCCGGACGGAUACAAGCUCAGCCGAGAUAGCAGGAGCUGCCACGAUGUGGACGAGUGUGUGCAGGCGGCUCAUAACUGCAGCUCUGAGCAGGUGUGUGUGAACACUUACGGUGGACAUCGCUGUGAACACAUCCACUGUCCUGAGUUUCACAACGCCACAUACAUCAAGACAUCAGCGCUGCGCUGUGAGCGGAGCCCGUGUGUUGAAGAGGACUCUGUGUGUCUGCAGGCUCCGCUCUCCGUCACGUUCCACUUCAUGUCGGUGGUCUCCAACAUGCGGGUCCCCGUGGUCCUCUUCCGCGUGUCAGCGGAGCGGCUCCUGGGGGACUCUCUGCGCUUCAGCCUGCAGGGGAACAGCAGCGUUCAGCAGGUCAGCAUUCAGCGCUCGGGUCCCGGGACCGCUCGGCUGGUGCUGCUGCGCUCCAUACGGGGCCCGGAUCAGCUGACGGUGGACAUCCAGAUAGACCAGACGGAGAGACGGAAGCUGAUCGGGAGAUAUCUGACCAGAGUCACGCUCUUCAUCUCACCGUACGACUUCUGAAUCAGCACACACACACACACCGAGGUCACUGUACAGAGAUCAUGAAGGAAGUCUCUAGAUUAAAGUCCGCAUGAACUGGAAGCUGCUACCUUUUGUUUUUGUGUUGUGCCGCAGUUCCUAGAGAAACGGAAUAUUAAAUGAGAAAACAGUG
Molecule: messenger RNA, 1473 nt
Organism: Danio aesculapii
Lineage: Eukaryota; Metazoa; Chordata; Actinopteri; Cypriniformes; Danionidae
Product: fibulin-7-like
Exons: 7
Coding region: 102-1322 (406 amino acids)
Molecular function (GO): calcium ion binding
Source: RefSeq, a predicted model, not a curated record